UCGUUUUUGCAGACAACUAUUAAAGGAAAUGAAGAUAACGAUGUUUCUGAAUUUCUAUGUCAACAACUCCAGUUGUACACAAAUGCGACAAUUAUCUACCUGCCAGAUGAUCAUAUCUUUCUCCAGUGGAAUGUUGAAGAAACGGGAAGUCAAAUUGAAGAUUUAUUCGUUGGCUUUGGCACUGACCGGACAGAAAAGGACACACCUAGCUUGCUCAACUAUGUUUCAACUGAUCGGAAGUUCUAUUUUAAGCGCAACCAUGAAGCAAUCGGAUCAGAUGAGAUAUUUUUUAUAUUCAUUAAAGCAUUAAACAAAGCAGGCAUAUCCAGUAUCGCUACAUUGGGUCCAAUUCUCAUCGAUCAGACUCCGCCAAUGUACAGAUAUAUCCCGAAUGUUCAUAUCAAAGAAAAGAACGUUUUCUUUGCCUGGGAAUCGAAUACAUUUUACGAUGAUGAACAGACUGAACAAAUCAAUCGAAUAUUAUUUCAAUUUGUGACCAGAGAUAUUCCAGUAAGUCCCCUUCUUGAAUGGCGAUUUGAAUCAUCUGACCCUUGUCCUUCGCACUCUGGAGGUUGCAUUAAAUAUCCUCUAAGUCGGCUUCAAAACCAAGAGACAGGCGAUGGUGAUUUGUUCCAAAUUAUUAUACAUAUUUACAACAACGCCGGUCAUUUCACAUCGCUAUCAACCGAAGCUUUUCAAGUACCAAGUCGUUAUCCGCCGGGAAAGGGAAAUGUUUUUGAUCUUGAUCCAGAGCUGUUAGAUGCGACGUCAACAGACAUAAACGUCCACUUCACUGAACAUGUUAUGUGCGCUUCGUGGAGCGGUUUUAAGCAUCACGAAGGUAUUUUGCAGGAAGUGGGCGUUGGUACAGACCAACUCACGGCGAAUAUUGUUCAAUUUCAAUCUGUUUCUAAUACAACAAUGCUCUGCCUACAUUCAAGCUCCAUUUCUGCCGGACGAAUUCAAUACUUUUUGAUCAGGGCAAACUGUAGUGGAGGCUCCACCAUAUCAGCCUCUAACGGAGUGCUGAUAACACCCAUAUAUUAUAUACAGGAAAAGUUAGACAUUCACUUAGGCCAAGACUGUUAUUCUACAGCACAUUUUGAACAAUCGACAUAUUUUGAAAACUUCAGUUCUACAGUUGUAUUACACAAUCCUUUGCAUAUUGGGCAACGAUACUCGAUAUUAUCAGAAAAUGACGAUUGGAAACAAACGACGAUUGUUUUCGCCGAUGGAAUCGUGGAAAAAAGCAAAGAUAUUGAAUACUUAAUUCCGUUUGUCGAUCACCCAAGAUUGCAACUUAAACAUUCAAUAAUACCUAACGCAACCAUGCUUUUGAAAAUCUAUAAAUGUCCAAGCGAAAGUCUAAUUUCGACAAGUACACAGGCUCAGAAAUGCGUUGCUCUACCUGUUCACGGACAUUCGACAUUGUACGUUUGUGUACGCCUGUUCUCUGUGAGUGGUUUGUCGAGCACUACUUGCGCAAGUAUAGCGACACCUAAGAUGGGCGCAUACAAGGCAGAUGUUGUUUAUGAACUUGACACGAAUAAAGAUAAAAUGAUAUUACAUAAGAUAUAUAGUGCUGACAUUGGCUACCAUUAUACCCAGCUUCACGACAGCGAACUUGACGUUGGAAAUGCACAUUCAAGUGUAGCUGGUGCGUUGGUAUAUGCCUCAGAACGAACAGUUGAAUGGUUUCUUAUGACCUCUCAAUAUGUUCCAGAAAACUGCAAUACGGAUGUUAAUUGUCAAGCGAAUUACAUGACACAUACUGGUUACGUUGAAAUAAAAAACGAGGACAUGACGUUCAAUCAACUUUACUAUAUUUGCGCUUUUUCUAAUUCUACCGAAGUGAAAAGAGAAUCGUCUAUUGAAACAUUAAAUGAGAUAUCUUCAUGUGGCAAUGGGUUUAUAUUGGACAGUCUGCCUCCAACAUCAGGGCAAGUUUUGGUGCAUCAUCACAAUGGCUUUAUAUCAAAUCCACAGCAAAUUUUUGUUUCUUGGGCUGGAUUUGACGACAAUAUAGAUGCUGCUUUGUUAGGAUAUCCGGGAAAAAUUCAGUAUUAUUCUAUUGGGAUAGGUACACAUGGAGGAAGAGAAAAUCUUGCCCACGAGUUCAAACCGGGAGUGGAAAACUGUGUUGCAUUACAUACGCAAUCUGUAAGAGACGGAACACCGCUCUUUGUUACAGUCAACGCUACGGACUAUGCAGGCUACACCGUAGGGGCGCACUCCUCAGAACUUAUCGUCGACACUUCACCUCCUUCUAGUGGCCGAAUCACACUUUUAAAUAAUCUUCAACGGAAUCAUUAUAUUAACCACAACAUUGCUUAUUUAAGAUUAGAAGCCUUUUCCGAUCCUCACAGUGGGAUCGAUUAUUUCAAUGUCGGUCUUGGUACAUUUGAAAACAUAGCCGAUAUAAUGUCACAAACGAGAAAUUACGGCGAAAAUGUUGAAUGGAAUCUGUCACAUUUAAUUGACGGUCAUCCGUAUUACAUUAUUGUUCAGGUAUUAAAAUGUAUUUCAUUGAAUUUUGACAAACUUGUAAUCACAGAUUUUAUCUCUUGA
Messenger RNA from Dreissena polymorpha, 2568 nucleotides. RefSeq lists its product as uncharacterized. The record is from RefSeq and is a predicted model, not a curated record. The coding region runs from base 373 to 2568 and encodes 731 amino acids. NCBI's taxonomy places the organism in Eukaryota, Metazoa, Mollusca, Bivalvia, Myida, Dreissenidae. The transcript is spliced from 5 exons.